This is a messenger RNA of Peronospora matthiolae, 759 nucleotides long. Lineage: Eukaryota; Oomycota; Peronosporomycetes; Peronosporales; Peronosporaceae. The record is from the annotation of a GenBank genome assembly.
AUGGCGAAGCGCUCGUCUGCGCCGACCGAUGCGGUCGCUCCGUCCCUAGACGACGCAUCCUACCGCCAGUUGUUCAUGGAAGCACGCACAGAAACUCUGCGUAUGGCAGAUAUCAACCCCUUUUUCAUCUGCAAAUUAUGCCACGGCUACUUUCGAGAUCCGUAUACUGCGAAAGAGUGUCUGCACACUUUCUGCCAUGGCUGCGUCCGGGGGUUCUAUCUGCACACCCCGUCGAGUUCUUGUCCGACUUGCGGCGUCAACCUGGGUGCGAAACCGUGGACUCAAUUCAUUCCUGACCCAGCGCUGAAGGAGCUCUCUGAAAAGUACUUGCCGGAUUACCGUGCCAAAGAAGAAGCAGAAGAGCAGGAAUUCUAUGCCAAGUUUGGGAUCAAGCGUAAAGAGCCCGAUGCUCCACACGAUGAUCAACAAUGUACUUCAAAGUCUCGUCGCCCACUUGGUCAGUCGCCCGGGCACAUGAUCCCAUUCGAGCUACGUCCCCAGCGCGGUCCCGACGUGCCUCUGUUCUUACUACUGAGUGAGCUGAAAGCCCCGUGCAUGAACACGCAGUCGUCUUUCAAGGUGAUGUAUCUGCGCAAGUAUCUGGCCAAGAAGGUGAACGUCUUGAAGCCCGAAGAGAUCGAGAUUCUGUGCAAGGGCAAUGUAGUGGGUCCAGAGUAUUCCCUCGAGUUCGUCCGGCGCACACUGUGGAAAGAGGACUCGAAGAUGAUCCUGGAAUACCGACGCCAGCUUGUCGCCUAG